Engraulis encrasicolus (European anchovy) is the source of this 3036-nucleotide messenger RNA. It is a transcript of the gene pkmyt1, whose product is annotated as protein kinase, membrane associated tyrosine/threonine 1. Bases 382 to 2319 code for a protein of 645 amino acids. Gene Ontology annotation, cellular component: cytoplasm; nucleus. The transcript is spliced from 11 exons. Gene Ontology annotation, molecular function: protein tyrosine kinase activity; ATP binding. The record is from RefSeq and is a predicted model, not a curated record. Gene Ontology annotation, biological process: meiotic cell cycle; negative regulation of G2/MI transition of meiotic cell cycle; protein phosphorylation. NCBI's taxonomy places the organism in Eukaryota, Metazoa, Chordata, Actinopteri, Clupeiformes, Engraulidae.
GUUUGAAAGAAAUGUGUAUACGGCGCGAGCAACAAAAUUACAUCGACUGGUGAAAGUUGACGUUAUUAAUUUAAUAUAGUAAUGAGACAACAAAUUUACGGGGACGUGUUUAAGUUGUUUCAUCGAAAGGGGUGUAAAAAAGACUUCACAAGUGGUUAGCUAGACCUGUCAGAACUUCUCUCAGAAACUAGGUGCGUACACGUUGUGCAUCUUUGGUGGGCUUUGAGGAGGAUAAUCACUAGUUAGAUUUGGGUGACAGAUGUCGUCUCUGUGUUUUUCCGUCUUCACACUUAUAUCUGACACUUCUUGAGUCCGAGUUUAUUUGACCUUUGUAUAACACACACACACACAGACGCACACCUUUGCCCACCUGGCCAGAGCAUGUCUGUGACCAUGGAUGCCAACAUGACGGCCACUCCUCUGCCCAUUCCUGCCCACUUCGCCCAUGCCCAGCAGUCUUUCUCCCUGAAGAGGCGCCGGCUGCCCCACUCCUCAUUCGCCGUCCCUGAUUCUCCGUCCCGACUGUCCCGCUCUCUGCCCCCUCGGCCCCCCUCCAAGGGCUGCCCGCCAGUCAGCCGACUGUUCCCCCAGGAGCCCCCGUCGGCCUGGACCCCCCUCUCACAGUCCCUCAUCGCUAGGCCUCCCCCAGCCUCGCUGUAUGAUCCCAAGCGGCCCCAGUGCUUCUUCAGCCAGUGCUUCACCAACCUGGGCCUGCUCGGACGAGGAUCAUUUGGGGAGGUCUACAAGGUGUUGAGCCUGCUGGACGGGCGCGAGUACGCAGUGAAGCGCUCUGUGCAACGUUUCCGCAACGGCAGCGACCGGACACGGUGUGUACGCGAGGCCCGCAACCACGAGAGGCUGGGACCCCACCCGCAUCUGCUGACCUUCGUAGCCGCCUGGGAGGAGGGAGAGAGACUCUACAUCCAGACUGAGCUCUGCUGCACCAGUUUACUGAUACAGGCAGAGAACAUGCCCACUGCACCAGACGAGGUGACUGUGUGGGGCUACCUCUGUGACCUGCUCUCUGCGUUGAGACACCUGCACGCUAACGGCUUCACCCACAUGGACCUGAAGCCGGCCAACGUCUUUCUCACGCGCUCCGGGCGCCUCAAGCUGGGGGACUUCGGUCUGCUGCUGGAGAACAAGGGGAGGAGGAGGGGGAAGCGGGGGGAUGGAGAGAGGGAUGAGACGGGGGAGAGCGGGAGAGACAGAGAUGACAUGCAGGAGGGGGACCCCAGGUACAUGGCGCCGGAGCUGCUGAGGGGGGAGUACGGACCUCCCGCAGACGUCUUCAGUCUGGGCGUGUCCAUACUGGAGUUGGCGUGCAGCAUGGAGGUGCCCAAAGGAGGAGAGGGCUGGCAGCAGCUUCGCCAAGGGAUACUGCCCUCCGAGUUCACCAAUGGCCUCUCUGUUGAGCUGCAGCGUGUGCUGCGCCUGAUGUUGACCUCUGACCCCGAAGCCCGUCCAUCUGUGGAGCAGCUGCUGGCCCUGCCGUCCGUCCGCAAGCACACCUGGAGACGACACGCACACCUGCUUCUCACCGAGAGCCUGCAGACACUCUUCUCGCUGUCACAGUCGGUGGUAGCUCUCGGCUGGGGCCUGCUCUCCUCCCUGCGCCUGCCGUUCCUGCCGUCCCGCCGAGACCCCCCCGCGCCCUGCACUCCCCCGCGGGACUCCUGGGAGAAGGACGGGGACCUGAGCACGCUGCCCCCCAGCCCCCCCACGCCCCCCAGCGGCGAGUCCCUCUGUCUGGGGGAGGAGUCCGUCUUCAUGCCCGACCCCUUCUGUCUGGACGACUCACCGGACAGACUGCCGUCUCGCAUGGCGUUUGACAGCACCUCCACGCCAAUGUCCGGCAGCGCCUCCACCUCCGCCUCUCCGCCCUCCCUAAGAAGCGACGGCAGCCCCUUGAUCCUCCGCACCCGCCCACAGAGCCGUGACUGGCGCAGCACGCUGGCACACACUCCGCCCAGCUCUCGCGCCCGCUGCCGCACCCGGCCCCGCUGUUCGUUGCUUGCCCCGACCCUCCUCGCCCCUGACGACGACGACGCUGAUGAUGUCACUUCCUCCGUCAUCAACAACAACAACAACGGCAGCCCGGGUCUGGGCCGUCUCCCGGGCAACUGCAGCUCCCGGCUGUCUGCGUCCGCCCGUGCCGCCCUGGUGCAGAACAGCCCGCCACACACACCCGCCUCCUCGCACUCGCGCUCGCACACACGUCCCUCUUGCUGUAGAGAGGAGGAUUGGACGUCGGGGGAGAACUUCAAGCAGAGCUUUGAGCCAAAGAACCUUCUCACCAUGUUUGACGAGGCCGUGUAACACACAAGGGUGUGUGUGCGUGCGUGUGUGCACGCACAGAGAUGUACAGAGUCCUUAAAAGAGGGAGAGAGAAGAAAUUCUUUGUGUGUGUGUGUGUGUGUGUGUGUGUGUGUGUGUGUGUGUGUGUGUGUGUGUGUGUGUGUGUGUGUGUGUGUGUGUGUGUGUGUGUGUGUGUGUGUGUGUGUGUGUGUGCGCACGUGCGCCCUCAUUUUUACAAAAGAGACAACAGACUACAGAUGAGAACUGCCUUCUGUCUGUGACUAUUGAGUGUGUAUGUUUGAGCUUGGUGGCAGUGUGCAUGCACUAUCCAGACUGCCUGCUUCACUUCUUCAUCUGUAUGCUGCCAUAGUUAGGAUCGAAAUCCUGUACAUAGUUAUUUAAAAUGCAAAGCAAAAAAGGGGAAAUGUAUUACUUUGUGAAAAAAAUGUUCUUCAGACAUUAUACAAGUGUUAUUGACACAUUGAUUGUAACUUUUUUUUCUUUUUCCAGCAAUCUAAUGACAUGAUCGAAAAGUCCAUUUGAACACAAUACCGUGCAUCCAAUCUAGUGGUUGUUUGUGAAGUGUUUUGCAGUUUACAUACUGUGACGUGUUGUUUACUCUUGCUUCAAUGUGACCUAACACAAGUGAGAUUAAUAUAUUAUCUUGAUGUAAGUAAUAUGUAUCACUGCCCACCGUGUCUUUCCUUUGCACAAAAACAUUAAACCUAUUUCACUUGA